Drosophila montana is the source of this 722-nucleotide messenger RNA. RefSeq names its product peritrophin-55. Bases 1 to 696 code for a protein of 231 amino acids. The transcript has 2 exons. The record is from RefSeq and is a predicted model, not a curated record. Lineage: Eukaryota; Metazoa; Arthropoda; Insecta; Diptera; Drosophilidae.
AUGAGAGCCGUCGCAUUCGCCGGACUGUUGGCCAUCAGCGUCCGGGCCCAGGAGAGUUGCCCCACGCCCAACUACACGACAGAUAUCGUUCCCGUCUGCCAGUCGAAUUUGCGCAUCAAGCUGCCCAGCUAUGCGGAUCCGACAUCCUAUUAUUCCUGCACCACGGGCAAGGCGGUCUUAACCAAAUGCCUAGCGCCAACGGGUUACUUCAGCUAUGUGCUCCAGGAGUGCUCGACCUGCGCCAAUUACAUACCGGCCGUCGAGUGCGGCCAGAUUAAGCUGGAUCUUGAGUGUCAGCCCAUUAGCGGAUCCGGCACGACCACCGCGGCACCACCAGGCGGUUCAACAACGGCGGCCCCAACCACGGUCACAACGGCGGCUCCGACAGGCGAUUCAACAACGGCAGCUCCGACCACGGUCACAACGGCGGCUCCGACAGGCAAUUCAACAACGGCGGCUCCGACCACGGUCGCCAGCACAACUGUGACGGCUGCACCCACAACGGUGACAACUGGGGCUUCGGACACGACGCUUGAUCCGGCUGCCAGCACCACGGAGGACGGCAACGAGCCAGCCGGAUCAACAAUUUCCAUACCAAAUCCACCGUCACCAAACGAUCCCAAUGUACCCGCACCGCCCACUCCGGCGCCCACGGUCGGCACCAUCGUUCCCGGGCCACCAACUAUGGACCUCUGAGCAUAUAUAUACAUAUAUAAACCAUA